AUGACACAUUCCCAAAACAAAAAACCGUACCCAACACCUCUCACAAUACCGCCCUUGAGCACCCAACACACGCACACAUUCAUCAUCCUGCACGGACGAGGCAGCAAUGCAGAACGAUUUGGUCGCGAACUGCUCUCCUCAGCAAAUCUUGCGCAGCGUCUGCCAACUGUCAAAUUUGUCUUCCCUACAGCACGCAAGCGUAGAUCUACAGCACUGAAAAGGAUUCCUAUCAAUCAGUGGUUUGACAACUACAGCCUUGAUGAUCCAAAUGUGAGGCCUGAUCUGCAGAUUGAUGGACUGAUGGAGACUGCCGAAUUUCUGCGCGAACUUAUUAGCCAGGAAGCUCGUGUGUUUGAAAACCAGGCGAGCGAUGAGUCAGGGUAUCGCAAGAUCGUCCUUGGCGGGUUGAGUCAGGGAUGUGCCGCGGGGAUUUUCACUUUGCUAGGCGGACUUGGUGAAAGAGGCGAUGAGAGGGUCGGAGCGUUUUUUGGUAUGAGUGGAUGGCUGCCAUUUGAAAGGCAGCUGGGCGAUAUUCUUGGAUCAGAUGUCGGCGGGUCUGAGACAGACGGCCUAGAACAGGAUGAUCUGUUAAGUGGUGAUAUACAAAACCUAAGCAUGCAAGAUUCCGAUAGCGAGAAUGAGGAUGAUGAAAGUGAAGAAGAGAGCGACAGCGAAGACGAUGAGGAGCAGCCCACCAUCGACGACAACACAUUUAGUGAUACAGAAUGCGACCCUUUUGCUCCAGCUGCCGAUGAAGACGACGACUUUGACCCGUUUCAGUUGGAUACAUCAAAGAGCCCUGGUGUAUCAAAAGACCAAAUCACUCGUACGACAGACGCCAUCAACCACAUCCGAGACAUUCUCGACCUUCCACCAAUUUCCACACCCGUAUCCGAAGAGGGCAGCACCACUGGCCAAACCGCCUCGUCUCAAACAACCAAAGUAGGAAUUCCCUCUCUCCAAACCCCGGUUUUCCUUGGCCAUGGAUGUGAAGAUCCCAAAGUGUCAGUUCAUCUGGGUGAGAAAAUGGCACGGUUGUUAGCAGAUCAGAUGCAGAUGAAUGUUACAUGGAAGGCGUAUGAGGGCUUGGGGCAUUGGUAUCGGAUUCCAAAUGAGAUUGAUGAUAUUAUCCGGUUUUUACAAGAAAAGGUUGAUAUUCAGUAG
Talaromyces rugulosus is the source of this 1164-nucleotide messenger RNA. RefSeq lists its product as uncharacterized. The coding region runs from base 1 to 1164 and encodes 387 amino acids. Gene Ontology annotation, biological process: protein depalmitoylation. The transcript has a single exon. Gene Ontology annotation, molecular function: carboxylic ester hydrolase activity; palmitoyl-(protein) hydrolase activity. Lineage: Eukaryota; Fungi; Ascomycota; Eurotiomycetes; Eurotiales; Trichocomaceae. Gene Ontology annotation, cellular component: cytoplasm. The record is from RefSeq and is a predicted model, not a curated record.